Molecule: messenger RNA, 1632 nt
Organism: Phaeodactylum tricornutum CCAP 1055/1
Lineage: Eukaryota; Bacillariophyta; Bacillariophyceae; Surirellales; Neidiaceae
Exons: 1
Coding region: 1-1632 (543 amino acids)
Source: RefSeq, a predicted model, not a curated record
AUGCGGCCAGGCCCCGUUCGGGAUGGCAUCGAACAGAUUGUAUGUGAGUCUGGCAAUCAACCGCAGUUGGUGCUUCUUUCACUCUCGUCACCGAGCACGGACGACGUCCAUGACGGUUUACGACCCAUUCCUGUACCGUGCGUGCACAGCCAUCGUCCGCUUCAUUGCUCGCAUGAAAGGCUUUUGGGCGAGAAAGUGGGAAUGGAUGCUUGGGACAAGCUUUUCUCGUCGAUCAAAGGUUUGCCCUCGUCAGCAGCUUUUGAAACGGUAAGCUCCACCUUAAGCCCCAUCCUCGACGAUCUUGACGCUGGCUACAAAGACGAUCCCCCAAGGCUGCCCCUGGAAAGGGCACGAGUCAACGCAUUGACACUUGCCUGCGACCUAGGACAGGCAGAGGUCGUGCGAUGGAUUGUGGAUCGUUGGGAAGCGGUUAGCAAUAGUGCUCGUGAUGAUCCAGUUGUGCUGUCUCUACUCGGAAGCCCGUGCGACGCGUCUCCGGAAGAACACGGUGGAAACUUUCCCGCACACCACGCAGCACUGGCAGGCUGUGUACCGGUACUCGACAUGCUGGCCCGUCUUUUACUGUGCACGUCAACACAGGAUGCAGCACGGACUUUUGUUGACACAAAGAUGUGGGCGCGACGCAUGGACUGCGUUCGCUACCUGGGAAGUCAGACCAAUGCGCACGGUGACACGCCUCUCAUGAUGGCGUCGGUAUCGGGACAUGUAACGUUUCUACAAGAAUGGGUUUACCUUGCCUCGGAGGACACGGAACCAGCCGUCGAUCCCUGCCUCCAAAAAAUAUUGCAAGUGCGCAACGCGUCCCACGAUUCGGCACUCUCCUUGGCGUGUGGACAUGGUCGGGAAGACGUUGUGCAAUUCUUAUUGCAUGGGGACGGUAUGAAGGACUGGGAAUCACUCGCAACAUUUGAGGACGUAUGCAUAGCAAGAGCGGUGCUGAAGCGACUCGACGGGAUAGUUCGGAGCCGCGAGCACGAAGGUUCGGAUCAAGGACUGACGGAUCUGAUAAUGAAACGUGCCAGCAUUCAAGUGUGCUUGGAAUGGGUGGAAGCGUCCCUAACUAGAAAAGCUAAUAAUUUGGCCGCCGAGCUUUCCCUGGACGAGUGCAGAAGAAAAAACACGCUUCCGGCUGCACGCAAACCUAGAUCAAAACGACGGACCGCGAAAAGUCAGGUUACAAAGGAUGUUUGUGUCGCUGGCGCGUCGCCGCGUUCGAGCUCAAUUGAAACCGACGAAGCCGCCUCGGUCAACCUGACACAACUAGCCGAUGGUACACGGGCGGUCGUUGUCGAAGGUACCCUGGAAGACAUUCCCCCUGACGUGCUUCCAAUGUCCAACGAAACGGCUCUUUCCAAAUCAGUAAACCAACUGCUGCGCGAACGGUGGCACACUACGCAUCAAGAUUCCGAGAUUGACGCCGUAAUGGAUGCGUUGUGCUUGGAUGUGUCGAUGCUUCUGCUGACGCCACAUGGUAUGGCUCUUCACCUUUCCCCAUCCCAACUGGAUGCCGUUGAUCGGAUUCUUGAAAAGCAACAACUCGCCGUCCAACAAGCUCGAUGCAUUCAGGAUCGACUGCACGGCAGCGGUAGCUCCGUCCAAAGAAGCCUAUGA